AUGAUACUGGAUAAAGACGCAACAGAAGACCUUUGGGAGGUAGCAUUAAAAAAGCUACCUCCUCCAGAAACAGAUGAUAUGACCUUCCUUCUCACAUGCCCCUCUCUGGCGUCAAAUUCCAUAAAAGAAUGGAUCUUUGAAGUUUUUUUCGAGCGAUUUAGAUGCAAGCGGAUGGCACUGGUCCAUCCAGGGCCGCUUUCGUUGUUCUCUUCAGGCCGAUCACGGGGCCUAGUGGUCGAGAUCGGGCACAGUAUAACAAGCGCCGUUCCAGUCUUCGAAGGCUUUCCGCUGGCCUACGCGACGUUUCGAUCGUUCAGAGCAGGAGGAGCAAUAACAUCCUCUCUCAAUCAACUUCUUGCAGAAACUUCUUGGUUCGACCCCUACAUGCAUCUUCACACACCAGCAGUAACGGAGGAAAUCAAACACAAGUUGUGUCAAGUGGCGGUCCCAGACGAGCGCUCUCAGCUGCUGAGGGCAGACACGUCGGAUUUCGAAGACAGGGCUUUCCAACUACCCGACGGAUCGGUCAUCGAAGUACGGUUUCACAUGGCCAGUAUAUGUGUGUUUCUGAUGGCGCUGCAGCUUGACCAGAGGCUCCGCUGCAGGCCACCAGAACUUUUGUUCGACGAGUCCUUACAUAUCGACGCACCUUUGAACGAAGACAAUGUUCCACCUUCUCUGCAGAGUGAAGUCCGUGCAUGUGAUACACUGCAAAGCAUUGUCCAAGCUGCUAUUGCAGCGACGGACCCCGAGUUUCAGGAGGAGAUGCAACAGAAUAUCGUUCUGGCUGGUGGCUCUUCUCUCCUAGGAAAUUUGUCUAAAAGACUACACGGGGAGCUUCUAUGUCUACAACAGGUGGAGAAAGAUCCUUUCUCUAUUGCUGCAGAUAGUCAUAGACGAUUCAGUGCAUGGGUUGGUGGUUCAAUGCUUGGUAGUCUCGGGACUUUCGAAAAGUUCUGCAUCCAGAGGCAUGAAUACGAAGACGGAAGUAGAACGCUUGCAAACAUGAUACAUGAAAGAAAUAUGGGUCGAUAA
Neospora caninum is the source of this 1035-nucleotide messenger RNA. RefSeq names its product putative actin-like protein 7. Bases 1 to 1035 code for a protein of 344 amino acids. The record is from RefSeq and is a predicted model, not a curated record. The transcript is spliced from 4 exons. NCBI's taxonomy places the organism in Eukaryota, Apicomplexa, Conoidasida, Eucoccidiorida, Sarcocystidae.